Molecule: messenger RNA, 3426 nt
Organism: Gavialis gangeticus (Gharial)
Lineage: Eukaryota; Metazoa; Chordata; Crocodylia; Gavialidae
Gene: GPM6A
Product: glycoprotein M6A
Exons: 8
Coding region: 484-1365 (293 amino acids)
Biological process (GO): neuron projection development
Cellular component (GO): filopodium; plasma membrane; neuronal cell body
Source: RefSeq, a predicted model, not a curated record
GGGUUGGUGGUCUGCUUCAUGUUAGGAGGACACCCCUCCAUCUGUUCUCACUGCAGCCUGUUUCCAAUUUAAAACACAGAUUUCAAUACAAACCUCAAUUUCUUUUCUCCAUUUUAUAUGCAAAGCGAGGCUUAUGAAUCAGUGUCACUGCUCCUGGGACUCGGACCAAAUUUCCCCCCAAAAUUCACAAGCUAUUCAUUUGAAUACCUGCUUACAGUGGUACACAAUGGACAGCUUUGAGAAGAAAAAUUGAUAAUCUUCACGGAAGAGUAAUUUGAAUGAAAUUACACUUGACAGCCUGUCUCCAAGCAAACAAGGAGAGUGAGGGAGCCUUAGCUAAGCUCUGAGGACUUGCCUAAGCCUCUGCUGUUGGAGCUUCCCAGGGAAAAAAAAAAAAAAAAACACUUCACACUUUUUUUCCUACAUGUAAUUGAAGCUUUUGAUUUAAUUCUGUGUAGCAGUUUGUAGUGAAGAAAGGUAGCCAUGGAAGAGAAUAUGGAAGAGGGACAAACACAAAAAGCAGAGCAAACAUCACGGUUUCAAGCACUUCUUAGUGAGAGUACAGGGUGCUUUGAAUGCUGUAUCAAAUGCUUGGGGGGGAUUCCCUAUGCCUCGCUGAUUGCCACCAUCCUGCUGUAUGCUGGCGUCGCACUGUUCUGUGGCUGUGGACAUGAAGCACUUUCAGGAACUGUCAACAUUCUGCAAACCUACUUUGAGAUGGCAAGAGCUGCUGGGGACGUUAUUGAUGUCUUUACCAUGAUUGACAUCUUCAAAUAUGUGAUCUACGGUAUAGCAGCUGCAUUCUUUGUAUAUGGAAUUUUGCUGAUGGUGGAGGGAUUCUUUACGACUGGUGCCAUCAAGGAUCUCUAUGGGGAUUUCAAAAUCACCACCUGCGGCAGAUGUGUCAGUGCCUGGUUUAUCAUGCUGACAUAUAUCUUCAUGCUGGCCUGGCUUGGGGUUACAGCUUUCACUUCUCUGCCUGUUUUCAUGUACUUCAAUCUGUGGACCAUUUGCCAAAACACCACCUUAGUGGAAGGAGCUAAUCUCUGCUUAGACCUUCGUCAAUUUGGAAUUGUAACUAUUGGAGAGGAAAAGAAGAUUUGCACUAUGUCUGAAAAUUUCUUGAGGAUGUGUGAAUCUACUGAGCUAAAUAUGACAUUCCAUUUGUUCAUUGUGGCACUUGCUGGAGCUGGAGCAGCAGUCAUUGCUAUGGUUCACUAUCUCAUGGUUUUGUCUGCUAAUUGGGCCUACGUGAAAGAUGCUUGCAGAAUGCAAAAAUAUGAGGAUAUUAAGUCAAAGGAAGAACAAGAGCUUCAUGACAUUCAUUCUACCCGUUCUAAAGAGCGGCUCAAUGCAUACACAUAAGAAAAACCUUGUCUAACUUGCUAACAUUUGAAUGCUUUGCUGUUUAACUAAAGGCCAUCCAACCAUUUUAAAAACAAAGUGAAAGUGCUUCUCACAAAAGAUAGCCAGGGUGACUUAGAAGCCACCCAUGUACAAUUCUUGGUUGUCAAGCACUUGAUUUCCUAAUUAGUUAUAGUUUGUGUGACCAUUCUUUACUACAAAGCUCCUAAACAGCCUUUUCCUGAAUCCUCUUAAGCUAAUUAGUUCUGUUAGAUCAAGGAUACUAACUAUUGUCAAAUACGGAGAUGUGUUUGAUUUUUUUAAUCACUUUGUAUGUGUUAUGCAUAACACCUUUUGCAUUGUUUCUUAUAUGUUUUUGAAAGGAAAAAUAGCUUUUUAUACUUUUUAGUUUUAAGUUCAAUAACUAACUACAGGUAUACUUCAAAGGGACCAUUGUACAGUAUGUACAAUAUAUAUAGAGAAGACACUCUGAUGACUUUCCUUCAUAUUUGGAUAUCUUACCAGAUGGACCAGUAACAACCUUGACUGCAGGUCCUAGAAUAUUUUAAACAAUCAAAGGUGCAAUUUCUAAAUUUGUAAUAGUAGGUAAAAAAAUUUAAAAAAAAUAAAAGUGCUUCUUAACUUUGUUAACAUUGUAUUAUUCUUGAUGUUCUUAAAGAAUAUUCUCUCUCAAAGUUUUAUCGGUGAUUAUUCCUGUUUAUAUUGUGAGCAUGCAGCCCGUGGUGUUAAUGAUGCAUGGCUAUUUGCCUGUUUAAAGGACAUGAUACCACGGUUAUCUUUAAAGAGUUUCAGUAUAUAGACAAAUGUUAACUAAGUGAUAUCGCUAUGCGUAGGUUUGUGCAGAAUGAUUUCUUUGUAAUUCAACAAUGGUUAUGCGGAAUUGGAACUGUUCAUGUGCUGAUGUGAGCAAUUACUGUUUAGCUACAUUUAUGAAAGUGAUAUAUCAAAAAUACAGCAAGCUUACAAGUCAGAAGUCUUUUUUACCUGCUUUAAAAAUUUUAAUGGAUUGCACCUGCCUGGACUAUAAUAUACUGUAUGUGAUAUAUUCAGCGAUACUUCCAUAAAUGUAAUAGCUUGGCUUAUGGCUUUGCUACACAUACUGGUUUACCUGUAUUAUGUUAAAGUGAGGUAAAAGGCCACUACAGAUCUUAUUGUUUGAAAGUGUAGUAAUAUAUUUGAACCUUUCUUUUGGCUAGGAAAAUGUUAUCAGAAAGGUAAGUCAUGUUAUUUUGAAGAAAGUACCUGUAUCAAAAGAACAAAAAAUGAAGAAAAAAAUGUACAAAAAGAAAAAAAAAUAGCAAUCAGUAUUAUUGGACCAAAUCUGGUGUCUUUUUUUAUUUUUAUUUUUUGCCUAUUUCUAAUGCUACAAGAAUGCUGUAAAGUGUCUUUUAAAGUGAUGUAGCCUGACAAGACAUUUUUGUCAGUGUUAAAAAUCCUAGGUAGUUUUGUGCACUUAAUGGACCAUUGUGAAUUCUCUCUCAGUGUAAGUGCAUUUCUAAUAAAGGGUACUGAGUAAAACUCUUAUUUGUACUAUUACUAGUCAUGCAUCAUCAGUAAUUUUUAACAAUUCUUGUAGUAAGUAGAAGGUAAUUCAAUAGUUAUUUGUGGCAUGGUUAUGCAUUAAGUAGCAUUAGUUGAUUAAUUUGGGGGGUUUUGUUUGCGAUUUGGUUUAUUUUGUCUGUUUGGCUUUUUUUUUUUUUUUACUUAGAUUGUCUUACUGGGUCAACAGUUUUCUGAUAUGUGCAGUACCAAUAUUACAGUUCUGCAAAAAGUAUUAUAAACCUUCUUUGAUUCUAUAUUGUAGUGUUUCAGUUUUGUGUCUUAAACAGUUUGUGCUGAUUUUUAAAACUAUGUCUUUUAAACUCAUGUAAUGAUGUUGAUGCUUUCGGCUUUUCUCUGGUAUUAGAGUUUGUAUUUUCACAAAGAAUGCUUUGUAGCAGGCAUUACAAUUAAUCUGUUUUGUACAUAAAUGUGCCAACAGCUUGAUGGUGGCGUUUUUGAAAUGUAGAACAAAGUGCUUGCAAAAAUGUAAUAAACACACUUGUGUACUUUGUGUAUGUA